This is a messenger RNA of Clupea harengus (Atlantic herring), 1647 nucleotides long. RefSeq lists its product as uncharacterized. The record is from RefSeq and is a predicted model, not a curated record. Lineage: Eukaryota; Metazoa; Chordata; Actinopteri; Clupeiformes; Clupeidae.
GGCUGCCUACCCUGAGGAGCCAUGCCUGCCCUCUUGCCCAGACAUUCUCCUGACGGGAGCUUCAUCUACUGGCACCAAUGAGUCAUUACCUCCAACAGAGGAGACAUCUUCAGAAGAUGCUCUAAAUGCAGAUGCUAUAGAUACAGCCAUGACUGAUCAAGCUAAAAAUGUUAUCGCGGAUUUGAGCUCCUCAGUGGUGGCUUGUGGAGACUCCCAAAUGGUGUCUAAAGAUGACCUGAACGAGGAUGAUCAUGACCUUCUCCCCAACAGCAGUAACCCACAGUUCAAGAUUCUACACCUUGGGGAACGUGAUCUGCAGUUUGGGGAAGUGCAGCACCUGGAGACAUCUGUGUGGUCGGUCGAGUCACUGAUGCCGUAUGUGCCCAACACUGAGUGGCUGAUCCAGAACGGCCUAAUGACCCCCAAGAAGUCCCAAGAAGUCCCCCUGAGUCCCGUGAUCGAGGACCCCAUGAGUCCAACCCAAACGGCUGAUUUCUACUCCCUGCAGGAGAGACAGGCUAUCAUAGGAGUUGAACCUGACUCUCAUGACUCCAUGACUUCCUUGGAGUCCUUGCCAACAUAUCUCCCUUCAGCUAGUUGGCUGGCAGACUUUGGGAACGUCUACCUCUACCACAAGUUUCAACCCAAUGUUCGGCAACAGCUCAGCAUUUACGGGAACCUCCCUCUAGAUGAGCCUAGUCAAGAUGUCAAAGGUGGGCAGCCUGUAUCCCAGAGCUCAGGAGCUCCUCCUUCAAGACGCAGAGAGGAGAGUAGCGGGCACAAAAGGAGGACUGGAGCACCCAGUGAUGUGUCUGACCAUGAGAGUCAAGCCAUGUCUUCCCAGGGGGGAGGCCAUCUGUCCCCUCACCAGGGGCACUGCGUCUGUAACCACUCUUUAACCAAACGUAGUGCAGCUCCCUCAAGUCCCACUCCUAGUAUGAAGCGCCACAAGCUUCCUCACCCCCAGCGAGACGCUGCCAAAUCCUCAUCCUUUCCAAGUUGCAAGUGUGUUCCUGGUCGGGCAAAAUCCCCAAUCAAAGGAUCUGGCUCAGAUGUACCUGGGCGCCUGAAUGAGGAGGAUGACACAACUGAGGGAGAGACCUCUGAAAAUAGUAUUUUUUCCCUCACAGGGUCAAAGAGGGCUAAUGGUGGGCAAAAGAGGGCCUCCGAAUCCAGGAAGACCCAUCACCUCAGCCGGCACUCUGAGAAGUGCCCUGGGGCCCAGAGGCCCAAGCUCCGGGAGCAGAACUGCUCAUGUGAUGAGCCCAAAAGCACUCACUCUUUCUCUGGGCCAAGGGAUGGCAAUGGACAUAAUCAACAUAAUGCCUUUGGCUGGCGAAGGGGUGAGGUGGACUCGGUGAUGGCCGGCACAGAGCGACACAGGGUGGCACAGAAGGGAUGUGUGCAGAAAUACCAGGCUGAGAGGACAUGGAGAGGACCACUGACCCAUGAUUCAGCACCCACCAAGGGUGCGACCAAUCAGAAGAAACCAUAUUCACCGUCACAAGGAAAUCACAGAACCACACGUUGCUGAUUAACACUUAACCCACAUGAAAUGGCGUGAAAGCACUUUUUAAUCACAGUGUUCAUUAUUUAAUUUAAUCUCUUUUUGAAAAGAAUCUUAUUGUUCACAAUUUCACUCACAUU